AUGGUGGAUGAUAAUGUGAGUCCUUCUAGGACCUCAUUAGAUAGGAAGGUUUCCAGAUCUAAAUCUGUUGGGUAUGGUGGAAGUAGAAGCUUCUCAGGGGACUUCUUCGAGCGAAUCUCUACUGGGUUUGGGGACUGUGCUCUCUGUCGUGUGGAGUCACAGAGAAAAGACAAGUCUAGGGCCAAAACUGGUUUUCCAACGAUUCACCGAUUUUGGUCAAAUCAGUCGAUUUUCACGAUUUUUCAAUGGUUCGAUUCCUUAGGAGGUCUAACUAAAGAAUCAGACCAUUUUAGGUCUCGGUUCAAG
Ilex paraguariensis (yerba mate) is the source of this 306-nucleotide messenger RNA. NCBI's taxonomy places the organism in Eukaryota, Viridiplantae, Streptophyta, Magnoliopsida, Aquifoliales, Aquifoliaceae. The record is from the annotation of a GenBank genome assembly.